CUUGCUCCCUCCCUUCCUCACACUCCCUCUCUCUCUAUCUCUAUCUCUUUACCCCCACCCCACCCUCCAUUCGCUCCCUCUCUCUAUUUCUCGAUCACGCUCUCCUGCAGUUACAGUUCACAGUGUUACCACAAGGUGGGAAGACUGUUCAUAACAGACAUGACACAGGCACAUCUGCCUUUCCUGGCUCAUCUUUUCCUCUUCGUCUGGCUUCACGGCUCUCCUCCUGCUGCUUGUGGGGAACACAUGAUCGCUUUGGCACCCACUCACCUCCGUUCUCCUCUCUCUCGCCUCCCCCCGUGCCUCAGUUGCCUUGCGACAUCCAUAUUUGAUGUAUGGGAACGGGAUUGAUUUAUAGACCAAUAACAUUAAGAAAACUCUGACCAGUGGCACCUCGCCUGAGAAAGCUCCAGCUGAGAUGUCGGCGUAUCAUAUUUGUGAACCGGACAGAUCUCUUCCUCUAAAAUAGCAUUAGAGCAAGACGUUGGUGUAAUUGUACACAAUUCGAUGCUUCCAAUUCACUGUUUACAUAGCUACAAUGGCCCUAUAAUUCAUUUCAACACUUAAAAAUGAAUCUAAAUAUAUAAAUACCAUACUUUCUGGUUGUCGAAUGUCGGUAGAACAUAUCCAUAGUUAAUGUAAAGAACUACUGUACACCUGUGGUUACUCUGCUUGCAGCACUUGUGUGAAGUUGUUUCAUACUAUACAACAUAAUAUUACUUGACCUUGGUUAGUUCUGAAAGAGCUAGCAUAAUUUUUUCACUUAUGCUGCUUGGUUUGAUAACAUGUGCUGUGCAGUGAAAUUGUGGCUUGAGUGUUCAAUUACCUAUUGGAACAAUGGGCAUAAUGGCUGAUUAUUAGAUUGCAAAGACAGAUUGUUGCCUUCCAAUAGUGUUGUGUUGGUAUUUGUUCAAAUAUAAUCAUUAUAAUUCAUCAGAAGUAUUUUAAAAGAUUGAAAAAAAUAUAUAAAAUAAUAUAAUACAAUAAUAGCUAGAUGGAAAGGUAAACGCAGAUUCCCACAUAAUAAAGAAAAAGUGGUGGCCUAGUGGUUAGAGAGUUUGACUCCUAACCCUUGGGUUGUGGGUUCGAAUCUCGGGCUGGCAAUACCAUGACUUAGGUGCCCUUGAGCAAGGUAUUGAACCCUCGGGUGCUGCAGCAUAAAUGGCUGCCCACUGCUCCGGGUGUGUGUUUACAGUGUGUCUGUGUGUGUGCACUUUGGAUGGGUUCAAUGCAGAGCAAAAUUCUGAGUAUGGGUCACCAUACUUGGCUGAAUGUCACGUCACUUUCACUUUUAUUACAGGAAGAAACCAGAAUGUCCUGUCCUUUCAAUAAUUAUACAACCAAACCCUUUAAUUUUGUUUGAGAAUGGCAUAGAAUAACACAUAACCUGACUCUUGUCCAACAUUUGUGAGGAUAUUUUCUGUGCAGCCCUUUUUUUAUAGAUUAAUGCAGUAAUAGAACUAUAUUUAAAUACUAAUCAUUUGUAUUUAUUUUUUACUAUAAAUAACUGAUUUUAUUGACUCUCAUUGUCGGCUUUAGAUUUUAAAAUGUGUUUAAUGUCCCCUAUAAUUAUUUUAUAUAGACAAACUUUAAAAAGUAUGAGCAAUCAUGAGAUCAUUGUUAUUCAUUGAUUUAGUCAUAGACUCGCAGAUGAAUUCCCAUCAGCCAAUGACUGCAUAGCACUGUAAUCUUACCUUUAAAAAAAUGAUAUUCAAUAUGCAUACUAAAUUAGACUUUCACAAGAUGUUUAAUUUAAAAUGUUUAGCUGUGAUUAGGAAGAGUAGAUAAAAUUAGUCAAGAUUAAUUACGAUGUUUUGUGCUAAACGAUUAACUAUUAAUUGUUGAAUAUUAUAUAUCACAUUGUCUAUGCCUAAUCACCAUCUUCAUGCAAACGGACACAGGUACAAUACAAACCACAAAACCAUAUGUUUUUCUCUCAAAAUAACAAAGCAGACAAGAAUAAGUCAUUUUCAGCCUGUGUUGUUUCUAGUGUGUGAAAGGCGGAGGUUAGCUGAAAGUGGGUAUGACUGCAGGAAAAUGAGCUGUUUCUUUCUUUCUUCUUUUUUUGGAAAACUGCGUAUGGUACAGUAUGAUCUGGUCUCCAGGCCCCAUGAGAGGCGUGUGUCCAGUUAAUAGCAGCCUAUUGACACUGACCCAUCUGUUGGGGUGGACUAAAGCCAACUAAAAAAAGGAGAUGGAGAGAGCAUUGGAGAAUGAGAGAGAAUGCUACCAUUUUUGUUUAUGUGUGCAUAUGAGCCAUUACUUAAAACUGUAUCAUAUUUGUUUUAUGCUAUUACAGAGCAGUUUGUACCUCCACCGAGUCAUCAUUGCAACUUUUAAUGCUUAAUCCUUUUAGAAUAAUAACAUUAUAGGCUAAUCUUAUGAAGUUAAGAAUCCACCAAGUGUGGCAUGCUACUGAGGGAUCAUGUAAAGAGCACCGUUUUCUCACUCUCGCUGUAAUUGUGUUAUUGAUGUUGCAGGAUUUUCUGUUUAUCAAGCUUAUUCCGGAUUUUAUCAUAUAUAACAAACCUGGUUAAAAAUCGUUCAGGAGAUGGUGUGCAUACGUGUGCAUGCACUGGGAUGGGCUGUCACUUGAAUCAUGGAGUCUACCGCUUAAUUCCACAGUCAUCUGCCUCUCAUUCUCCCUCUUCUGUCCGCCGGGGUCCCAGGGGGAUUCUGAUUGUUGUCUCCAUAGUGACUCUAUGUGUCUUUAUAAAGCCUGUUCAGAGCCUACCGCUUCUUCUGUGUGCUGUCUGUUCCAUGCAGAUGACCUGCCAUUCACUGCAAGGGACUCAUGCGUGUAGUCCCAACAUGGUCCGUCUAAAAAGGGUUUCCCUGUACACCACCAAAAACAUGUUGGGCACAUUGGAAACGCAUACCCACACCCACCAAGACACAAGUUGACUCUCCUUAUAACCCUUGCUUCAAAUACCUCCACCCCAAAAAGAAAGUGUCAUCUUUAAUAUUUAACGCAAUCCAGUUUUGCCAUCUUAGUCGUUGGCGUCACACCCAUCACCCAUGAUUGUUAGCAGCAGAGUCAGUUAUAAUUGUGGGGUAAAACUUAUUUUGAUGUGGAAAAACAUUGGGUCUCGUGGGAACCAAUUAAAAAAUCAGAGGUUCAAGAAGUGGACUAUACUUCGCUUUUGUAUUCUAUGAUUGAUGGGUUCAUUAAAUCAUCUGUUCACUUGGCAGAUUGCAUGACAGGACCAGCAUGAUGAGAAGAAUUCUGCUUUUGCAGGAAAGUCAUAAUUGUCAUAGGAAUAUCUGCUGUGAUUCUGUUUCCCCUACAAUUUAUUUCCUGCUUUCUUGUUCACAGAUGCAUGCAUACUGAUGUACAUCGCGUGCAUCCUGAAGCAUGUGUGGACACAAAAGAACGAGGGCUGCACAGCAUUAUUUGGCGCGUUGUGAGAAGACAUCCGUGUGGAUGGGGGAGCUGUGCGCUUUUCGCGCGCUUACACCUGCUGGUUACGUCAAAUCCUUCCCAGAGCGGCGUUGCGCCGUCGUCUUGGAAACGGUCCUUCAGCGUCGCAAGCCUGUGUAAGGUUGUAUGGACGGAUGAUGGAAGAAAACAGCAGAGAACAUCUCGAUACUGAUAAUGAAGCAGGGGGAGAGGAUGCUUUGGUGGGGAAUGUGAACAAACUGAUGAUCAGCCCUCCAGGAUACACUGGACCGCCCAAGAAAGGUCAUAUCAUCUUCGACGCCUGCUUUGAGAGUGGUAACCUGGGUCGUGUUGACUACAUCAGUGAAUUUGAAUUUGAUCUGUUCAUCAGGCCUGACACGUGUAACCCGCGGUUCAGAGUCUGGUUUAACUUCACAGUGGAAAAUGUUCGAGAGACUCAGAGGGUGAUUUUCAACAUUGUGAACUUCAGUAAGACCAAGAGCCUGUACAGAGAUGGGAUGUCCCCUGUGGUGAAGUCGACCAGCCGGCCUAAAUGGCAAAGACUGCCAGCCAAGAAUGUGUAUUACUAUCGCUGCCCGGACCAUCGGAGGAACUACGUGAUGUCUUUUGCCUUCUGCUUCGACCGCGAGGAUGAUGUUUAUCAGUUUGCGUACUGCUACCCGUACACCUACUCACGUCUGCAGCAUUACCUGGCCAGCCUGGAGCGCAGAAAUCUCGAUUACCUGCAGCGAGAGCAGCUGGGCCUCAGUGUGCAACAAAGAAGACUUGAUCUUCUGACCAUCACCAACCCCGCCUGUCUGAACCCAGAGCGAGAAAAGAGGGUGGUGUUUCUCACAGCCCGGGUUCACCCUGGAGAAUCACCUGCUUCCUUCAUCUGUCACGGUGUCAUCGACUUUCUGGUCAGCCAGCAUCCCAUCGCUCAGGUCCUGCGUGAUCAUGUGACCUUUAAGAUUGUUCCCAUGCUCAACCCUGACGGCGUUUACCUGGGAAACUACAGGUCAGCUGAAAUGAACAAUCACGCACAUAAUAUAACAUUUUAA
Molecule: messenger RNA, 4440 nt
Organism: Carassius gibelio (silver crucian carp)
Lineage: Eukaryota; Metazoa; Chordata; Actinopteri; Cypriniformes; Cyprinidae
Gene: agbl4
Product: AGBL carboxypeptidase 4
Exons: 9
Coding region: 3556-4440 (294 amino acids)
Biological process (GO): proteolysis
Molecular function (GO): metallocarboxypeptidase activity; zinc ion binding
Source: RefSeq, a predicted model, not a curated record